AUGGGAGCCGCCGCUUCUUCUUCUCCCCCGCCUUCUCUAGAGACAGCCGCCGCCGCCUCCGGUCCUGAUCCUCCUCCCCCGGAGGCCGCAGCUACACCAGCCAAAGAAGAUCACCAGCACUCGGCCGCCGCCGCGGACGAUGCGGCGGCGGCUCCUGCUGGUGGAGGCAUCGCGAAAGAUGCCGCGGAGACGGUGGUCAUCGAUGCCUCCGCGGAGGCCGGCGGAGCAGGGGAGGGGGAGGAGGAGGAGCAAGGGGAGUGCGGGUUCUGCCUCUUCAUGAAGGGCGGCGGCUGCAAGGACGAGUUCGUCGCGUGGGAGAAGUGCGUGGAGGAGGCGGAGGCUGCCUGUUCCAGCGUCGACGUCGUGGAACGGUGCCAAGACGUCACGGCCGCACUGCGGAAGUGCAUGGACGCGCACGCUGGCUACUACGAGCCUAUCCUCCGGGCCGAGCGCGCCAUGGCUGCGGACCUCGAGGCCUUUCAGGCUGAAGAAGCUGCCUCCGCCUCCACAGCGUCGGCGUCCGAGGAAGGCCAGAAGGAGGCAGCGGUGCCGCCGUCAGACGAAGGCCAGAAUAAGCAGGUGUCUGAGGCGGCAGUUUCGGGGAGAGCAGAGAUCCUGCAGCCUGAUUGGGCGAAGACGAAGAGGCAGCGGCAUCUUCAUUUUUUGAGGGAUUUGAGGAUAUGA
Molecule: messenger RNA, 684 nt
Organism: Miscanthus lutarioriparius
Lineage: Eukaryota; Viridiplantae; Streptophyta; Magnoliopsida; Poales; Poaceae
Source: the annotation of a GenBank genome assembly